This is a messenger RNA of Sungouiella intermedia, 285 nucleotides long. NCBI's taxonomy places the organism in Eukaryota, Fungi, Ascomycota, Pichiomycetes, Serinales, Metschnikowiaceae. The record is from the annotation of a GenBank genome assembly.
AUGCUGAACUCGAAUCUUACCGAAGAACAAAAGAAGGCCCACCACAUUGCAUCUGAGCAAAAAAGAAGGGAGAACAUAAGAGCAGAGUUUGACCAUAUUGUCAGACUCACCCCAACACUUUCCGAGCAGGAAAGUCGAUCUGAACUUAGUAUUCUUACCAAGUCUGCCAACUAUAUUGAUUACUUGAAGGAUGAAAACCAGAAAUUGAUAGAGUUGUGUCAGAUGAAGGGUAUACCGGUACCAAACGAGCUCGUAUACAAGGGUCCUGGUGUUGCAAAUGAGUAG